Paramuricea clavata is the source of this 922-nucleotide messenger RNA. Lineage: Eukaryota; Metazoa; Cnidaria; Anthozoa; Malacalcyonacea; Plexauridae. The record is from the annotation of a GenBank genome assembly.
AUGAGGAUGAUGUUGAUGAGACGCACCAACCAGAAGAGCGAGGAUGUGCCUAAGGGGAUGAGAGCAGUGGUGAAGAAGAGGAGAGUGAUGACAGCAAUGAGGAGGGUGACGCCUGUGAAGAGCAACGGCAUGUGUUUCGUUGGAGGAAAGCAGACAUUCCCUUUAAAAACGUGAACUUUGGAAGGGAAAAGAAAGAUCGAGUAGAAGAGUUCUCAGCAUUGGAGUAUUUCAAACUAUUUUGGACAGACGAACUUACAAACUUAGUUGUUGAGCAAACAAAUAACUAAAAAAUUCGAACAAGAACGCGACUGAGGAAGGCGAGAACCUAAACAACAUAUGGGAGAAAUUUGAGCUUAAGCUGAAUGAUUGGGUUACAACAACUCUACCUACGAUUGUAUCAGAAGUCAUCAAGUCUAUAGCAGGGGAAGCUGUUAAAAAGCAUAUUGACGAAUAUGUGUCAUCAACAGAAUUCAAAAAAUCCCUCGGUGAAAGCAUCGAUUUUGACUCGCAGCAACUACGUGAUGAAAUCAAAUCCAUAAAUACUGAAUUAAAGACGGGAUUGAUGGAGCUCAAAAACGAAGUGAACAUGCUAAAAAAUGAAAACGAUAAUUUGGAACAGUACACAAGAAGGUGUAAUAUCAGAAUUUAUGGGAUACCUGAAGCCCCAACUGAGUCAACCGAUGACAUUGUCAUAUCUUUUCUCCAAAAGGAAUUGGGUGUCACUAUUUCAGAAGUUGACAUAAGUAGAUCACACCGAGUUGGAAAAAAGACCAACAUAGCACGUCCUAUCAUCAUUCGAUUUACCAAGCAAAGUUAUGAUAUUGAGGAAACGACACUUACUAAAACGGAAUGGUCGGUCUCUAUACAGGAUUCAAGAAGACCUUACACAGACAAGAAGACAACUUUUGAAAUAUUUACAUGA